UUUGAAAUAGGUGAAAGUGAAAAUCAUCGAGAAAUAGCGGAAAAAGUGUCGAAAAGCGAAAAUACCGAGUGAUUUGAGCAGCAGGAGGACGAAAGCAUCAGGAAAAGCGAGAACAGAGGACUCUAGGAGGACGAAGACGGCGAUAAAACCUCGCGCAGGUGCGCGACCUGGGACCGACUAGACGGGCGAGUCAACGGACGGGCACAGUGGUCCAAAACGAAAAUCGGUAUCGUAUAAAAAGAGUAAAAAAGACUAGUACAUAGGAUUAAUAGAGAAAAUAUCAAAAAAGGCGAAAUAAAGUUAGUAGGCUUAGAAUAGAUAAUAAGUAGUCGUAAGUUGCAGAAUGUCACAGAUAGUAUCCAGAAAGCAGUACAGCACGAUGAAAACAGGGACGGCUGCAAAGACGGUGACAAACCGAAGCGGAGCCCCGGCAGCAGCAGCCCCGAAAGCAAACCAACAACAAAGAAGCUCACAGCGAAUUCAGCAAAAGAAGGACACGGGCCCAAACCAGAGAAACGGACAAAUCAGCGAAUCGUGGAACUCGGAAGUAGUGUAUCUCGAAGCAACAGAACCGGAGCAGAACAACUACGGGCACCCCGUCGAAGUAGGCAAGGCGCUGACAGACAAGGGAAUACGGAAGAUCAAAGAUAUUCAACAAAUCGGACGAUUCAGGUUCAAGAUCACCUUCGAAACAGCAAAAGAAGCCACCCCUCUGGUACUCACCAACCUGGAAGACGUGGGACUAAGAAUCUACGUACCACACAUCGAGAAAGAAAUCAUAGGACUGGCGAAGGGGGUUCCACUACGUUACAGCGAAGCCGAAAUAUUCGAAAAUCUGCAAGUAGCCGGAGAAGUCAUCAGUGUGGAGCGCAUGAAAAGGAAAAGCAAUCAAGGAAACCUAGUGGAUACAAAAAUGGUGAGGAUAAAGUUCAAAGGAAAAGCUCUGCCGGAGACAGCGGUGUUGUACGGAUGGAGAUUCGUUCCGGAGCUCUACAUCUUUCCGAUGAAACAAUGCAAAAAUUGCUGGAGGUUCGGGCAUAAGACAGGAGCAUGCAGGAAAAACACGAAAUGUGCCAACUGCGGAAACACGCACGACAGCGAGGUGGAAUGCGCGGAACAAACCAGCUGCCUAAACUGUGGGGGGAACCACCGAUCCGACGACCGAAGAUGCCCUGAACGAAAGAAGCAAAUGAAGGUGAAUGAAGCGGUCCAGAAGAGAAGGAUAACACAACAGGAAGCGAACGAACUGCUAGCCAGAAGAGACCCGAGACACGAGAACCAAUUCGAUCUGCUGAGAAGGUACGAGGAGUUCCCGGAACUAGCCGAAGACAACGAGCACGAGAUGACCAACGCUUGGAGAGGAGGAUGGAAGCCACACCAAGGAAGGAAGAAUAAUCAACGGAAAGGAGCCAGGAGACGACGCAGAAGCUCAUCGAGCGCCGGCUCUGAAACAUCGAGCAGAAGGGACGAUACAUCAAGAGACAGGACAGAGAUAGGAAAACUGACAAGAAAAGUCGAAGAGCUAGGGAAGAGGCUUGGGGCAAGACACUGGAAGAGGAUCAACGUGAUAGGAAGAAUCAUAAGACUGCAAAAAGGAGUGGAAGAAGAAUGUCAACAGCAACAAGACGAAACCAGCAUGGAGGCGCUGAUCAUCAGAAUCAACACGGUACUGAAGGAAAUCGUCACGGAAUUCGGGAAAAACAUAACAGAAACUGAGAACCAUACAGAAAACGAGAAUAACAACAACAGCAGAAAUGGACAAGAACAUUAA
Aedes albopictus (Asian tiger mosquito) is the source of this 1771-nucleotide messenger RNA. RefSeq lists its product as uncharacterized. Lineage: Eukaryota; Metazoa; Arthropoda; Insecta; Diptera; Culicidae. The coding region runs from base 344 to 1771 and encodes 475 amino acids. The record is from RefSeq and is a predicted model, not a curated record. The transcript has 2 exons.